Molecule: messenger RNA, 1551 nt
Organism: Schistosoma mattheei
Lineage: Eukaryota; Metazoa; Platyhelminthes; Trematoda; Strigeidida; Schistosomatidae
Source: the annotation of a GenBank genome assembly
CACAAACCUGAGAAUUACCGCCCCGUUAGCUUAACUAGUGUGGUUGUUAAAAUCUCGGAAAAAAUUAUUCGGAAGGAGCUGUUUAAGUAUCUCGAUAAAAACCGGAUCCUUUCGGAGAAGCAGCACGGUUUCAGAAUAGGUUGUUCUUGUCUCACUAACUUAUUAGUGGCUCGUGAAAGCUGGUGCGCUGUUAAGGACCAAAAGUCACCUGUAGACGUAGCCUUCAUUGAUUUCAGCAAAGCUUUCGACAAAGUUCCGCACAACCGGCUGUUAUAUAAGUUAAGAAAUGUCGGGAUUGGAGGCAAUCUAUUUAUGUGGAUAAAAGACUUCUUAGUUGGGCGUCAACAAAGAGUUCGGGUGAACUCAAAGUUAUCUAGCUGGGGAACUGUGCUUAGUGGAGUGCCCCAGGGUACAGUUUUGGGGCCAGUGCUAUUCCUCUUGUAUGUAAAUGGCCUUCCUCGUCUCCUAUCAUCAUUGCUAUAUGCUGACGAUGUCAAGAUAUGGAGAACGAUACGAUGUAAGAGUGAUAGCUUAGAACUUCAAAAUGACCUGAAGAAGUUAUCUGAAUGGUCUCAAACCUGGCAGUUUCCGAUAAAUACUUCGAAGUGUGUUGUGAUGCAUAUCGGUCAUCAAGGUACAGAUAAAUACACGAUGAAUAACGCUGAGCUACCUGUCGUCCAGACAUAUAAUGACUUAGGAGUCAUCGUUAGCCAAGACUUAAAGACUACUGCACACUGCCGUGCAAUAGCCGCCAAGGGUUUUAGAACCUUAUGGUCAAUACGUAGGGCUUUUAGUCAUGUCGACACCAAAACGUUUUUGACUUUGUAUACAGUGUUCGUACGUCCUAAACUUGAGUACUGCAUACAAGCGGCUAGCCCCUGCUUAAAAAAACACAGUGAGCUUCUGGAAAAGGUUCAGAGAACGGCAACUAAACUGAUUCCCGGAAUAGCGAAGCUUCCAUACGAUGCUCGACUGACCAAGCUAAACCUUUUCCCGUUGUCAUAUCGUAGAACUAGAGGCGACUUGAUUACAGCUUCCAAAUUGCUUAGUGAUAAAUUUGCACCUGAUAUGCCCUCAUUUUUCUUGUCUCCCAAAACAGAGAAUUUACGAGGACACUCCAAAAAUGUUCACAAGCCCAGUACAAAUUACUUGUCAGCUGACCAUCGACUUUCCCAUCGAAUCAUCAACGAGUGGAAUUCAUUACCUCAGCACGUGGUUGAGGCUCCGUCCGUCGACUCUUUCAAAAGAAAGUUGGAUCAACUGAGAGACCACCAUUGCCAGAACUAACACAGGCCAUCAAGCCUCCCGUCCUUCCCAAACUAAAACUGAAACAGUUUCCAUAUUGUUUGCUCUUGGUUCGGGUUUUGGUUGUUGUUCGUUCGCAAAAUGUUAUGUUAUGGACACAACAUGGGGUGGCGAGCAUAGUUCUUUGAACAUUCCUACCACUACCUAUCUCCGCCUAUGCCGGGACAGAUUGUAGCCCGGAUGCAAUCAAGGAUGAAUUCUACAACCAAUUAAAUGUUCUUAUCCAGAAAGUGCGUUCGACAGAUA